This is a messenger RNA of Nothoprocta perdicaria, 4885 nucleotides long. RefSeq names its product DENN domain containing 5B (gene DENND5B). The record is from RefSeq and is a predicted model, not a curated record. The coding region runs from base 1 to 3921 and encodes 1306 amino acids. Lineage: Eukaryota; Metazoa; Chordata; Aves; Tinamiformes; Tinamidae. Gene Ontology annotation, molecular function: guanyl-nucleotide exchange factor activity; small GTPase binding. The transcript has 22 exons.
AUGGGCCCCGAGGAGGCUGCUCUGCUCACGCAGCCUGAGCGCGCGGACGGGGCCGAGCGCGGCGCCGCACCGACGCUCUGCCCAGCUGAGCUGGGCGAAGGAGGAGCCCUGUCCUCUGCCAGCAACCACGGAGCCUCGGUGCCCAGUGCUCCCAGAKUCUUGUACAAAUGGCUAGAAGCAGAUCUCCAUGGCAAGAGCUCAGAUGCUGCAGACAAAGCCGCAGGGGAGAACUUUGACCAGAGCCCCUUGAGAAGGACGUUCAAGUCCAAGGUUUUGGCUCAUUACCCGCAGAACAUCGAGUGGAAYCCCUUCGAUCAGGAUGCCGUCAACAUGCUGUGCAUGCCCAAAGGGCUGUCGUUCCGGACGCAGGCGGACAGCAGGGAGCCGCAGCUCCACUCCUUCCUCAUCACGCGCGAGGACGGCUCCCGCACCUACGGCUUCGUGCUCACCUUCUACGAGGAGGUCACGAGCAAGCAGAUCUGCACGGCCAUGCAGACGCUCUACCAGAUGCACAACGCCGAGCAGCAGGGCAGCGUCUGCGCCUCGUCCUCGUGCAGCAUGGACUCGCUGGCCAGCAGCGGCGACGAGGGCGACGCCACGUCCCUCGCCAAGCUGCAGCGCUACAACUCCUACGACAUCAGCAGGGACGUGCUCUACGUGUCCAAAUGCAUCUGCCUCAUCACGCCGCUGCCCUUCAUGCAGGCMUGCAAGAAGUUCCUGGUGCAGCUCUACAAGGCCGUGACGUCGCAGCAGCCGCCGCCGCUGCCGCUGGAGAGCUACAUCCACAACAUCCUGUACGAGGUGCCCCUGCCGCCGCCGGGCAGGUCGCUCAAGUUCUACGGCGUUUACGAGCCCAUCGUUUGCCAGAGGCCGGGUCCCAACGAGCUGCCGCUGUCUGACUACCCGCUGCGGGAGGUCUUCGAGCUGCUGGGCUUGGAGAACCUCGUGCAGGUUUUCACGUGCGUCCUCCUGGAGAUGCAGAUCCUGCUGUACUCCCAAGAUUACCAGCGGCUCAUGACGGUGGCGGAAGGCAUCACCACGCUCCUGUUCCCCUUCCAGUGGCAGCACGUGUACGUGCCCAUCCUGCCCGCGUCUCUGCUGCACUUCUUGGACGCCCCCGUUCCCUACCUGAUGGGCCUGCAGUCCAAGGAGGGGACGGACCGCUCCAAGCUGGAGCUCCCCCAGGAGGCAAACUUGUGCUUUGUGGAUAUUGAUAACCAUUUCAUAGAACUGCCGGAAGAAUUUCCCCAGUUCCCCAACAAACUGGAAUUCAUCCAGGAGAUCUCCGAGGUUCUCCUGCAGUUUGGGAUCCCCCCGGAAGGUAACCUGCACUGCAGCGAAAGUGCCACCAGGCUCAAGAACUUGGUUCUCAAUGACUUGGUGAACGACAAGAAGAACGGGAACAUCCCCAGCAACGCGCUCAACAUGUACGAGUUGCUGAAAGGCAACGAAACCAUCGCCCGCCUCCAAGCUCUGGCCAAGAGAACGGGCGUYGCGGUGGAAAAAAUGACCAUCACCCCUGCCCUGGUGGACAAGGACCGGGACGUGAAGCUGCAGUGUGAGGAGCUGGAGCUGAGGGACUACAAACUCAACGUGCAGCUCCGGGAGGUCUUCGCCAACCGCUUCACGCAAAUGUUUGCAGACUACGAGGCUUUUGUCAUCCAAGCUGCACCCGACAUGGAGUCCUGGCUGACAAACAGGGAACAAAUGCAAAACUUUGACAAAGCUUCCUUCCUUUCGGACCAACCUGAGCCUUACCUCCCAUUCCUCUCUCACUUCAUUGAAACACAGAUGUUUGCAACCUUCAUAGAUAAUAAAAUAAUCUCUCAGUGGGAAGAGAAGGACCCUUUUCUGCGAGUGUUUGACUCUCGAAUCGAGAAAAUAAGGCUAUAUAAUGUGAGGGCCCCUGCACUGCGGACAUCCAACUACCAGAAAUGCACCACUUUGAAAGAAGCAGCCCAGUCCAUCGAGCAGCGGCUGAUGAAGAUUGAUCACACGGCCAUCCACCCCCACCUCCUUGAUAUGAAGAUUGGCCAGGGGAAAUACGAGCAAGGCUUUUUCCCCAAGUUGCAAUCAGAUGUCUUGGCGACUGGACCCACGAACAACAACCGCUGGGCCAGCCGCAGCRCCACGGCGCAGCGCAGGAAGGACCGCCUGCGGCAGCACUCGGAGCACAUCGCGCUGGACAACGACCUGCGCGAGAAAUACAUGCAGGAGGCGAGAAGUUUAGGAAAAAAUCUAAGGCAGCCCAAGCUCUCGGACCUCUCUCCAGCUGUUAUUGCACAGACCAACUGCAAAUUUGUGGAAGGGCUACUGAAGGAAUGUCGCAUGAAGACUAAACGCAUGUUGGUAGAGAAGAUGGGCCACGAAGCAGUGGAGCUCGGACACGGAGAAGCCAACAUCACAGGUCUGGAGGAAAAUACAUUAAUUGCAAGUCUGUGUGAUCUGCUAGAAAGAAUCUGGAGCCACGGUCUGCAGGUCAAGCAGGGGAAAUCGGCUUUGUGGUCCCAUUUACUUCAAUACCAGGAGAGAGAAGAGAAGCAGGAGCAUAGUGCAGAGUCCCCAGUUGCUGUUGGAACAGAAAGAAGAAAGUCUGAUACAGGAAUUACUCUGCCUACCUUGAGGGUUUCCCUGAUACAAGAUAUGAGGCACGUUCAGAACAUGAGUGAGAUCAAGACAGACGUGGGGCGAGCCCGAGCCUGGAUCCGGCUUUCCCUGGAGAAGAAGCUUUUGUCCCAGCACCUGAAGCAGCUGCUUUCCAACCAGGGGCUCGCCAAGAAACUUUACAAGCGCUACGCGUUCCUGCGCUGCGAGGAGGAGCGGGAGCAGUUCCUGUAUCACCUGCUCUCGCUCAACGCCGUCGACUACUUCUGCUUCACGAGCGUCUUCACCACCAUCAUGAUCCCCUAUCGGUCCGUGAUAAUCCCCAUCAAAAAGCUCAGCAAUGCGAUAACCACGUCGAACCCCUGGAUUUGUGUCUCGGGAGAGCUGGGAGACACAGGCAUAAUGCAGAUUCCUAAAAACCACCUGGAAAUGACAUUUGAGUGCCAGAAUUUAGGAAAGCUGACGACGGUUCAGAUCGGCCACGACAACUCAGGGCUCUUAGCCAAGUGGCUGGUCGACUGUGUCAUGGUCAGAAACGAAAUAACGGGCCACACGUACAGGUUUCCGUGCGGCCGCUGGCUGGGGAAAGGGGUGGACGACGGCAGCCUGGAGCGCCUGCUCAUCGGGGAGCUGGUGCCGUCGGCGUGCGACGAGGAGCUGGGCCGGCCGUGCCGCACGCCGCCGCAGCAGAGGUCACCCACGGCGGCGCGCAGGCUCAGCAUCACCUCGCUGGCCGCCCGCAGCAGCAAGCCUAACGCGGGGCAGAUCCAGGAGGGAAUCGGAGAAGCUGUGAACAACAUCGUGAAACAUUUUCACAAGCCAGAGAAAGAGAGRGGGAGCCUCACCAUCCUGCUGUGCGGAGAGAACGGCCUCGUUGCGGCGCUGGAGCAGGUCUUCCACCACGGCUUCAAAUCAUCACGCAUUUUUCAUAAGAACGUCUUCCUCUGGGAUUUCAUAGAAAAAGCUGUUGCUUAUUUUGAAACCAGUGACCAGAUUGGAGACCACGAGGAGGGCCUUUUGCUUCAGAGAUCUUCGUGCAAAUCCUUCUGUCAUUACGUGACUGCCAUCAAUACAGCUCCGAGGAACAUUGGGAAGGACGGCAAAUUCCAAAUCCUGGUUUGCCUGGGAACUAGGGACCACUUGCUGCCCCAGUGGAUCCCGCUGCUGGCCGAGUGCCCGCCCAUCACGCGCAUGUACGAGGAGAGCGCCCUGCUCCGGGACCGCCUGGCCGUCAACUCCCUGCUCCGCGUCCUGCACACCUUGCAGGACUUCAACGUCGUCCUCGAGGGCUCGCUCAUCAAGGGGGUGGAUGUUUAGCCGGGCUCUGCCCAGGACUUGGCCUCGCCGACAGCCGGGACUGGGACGCGGCGGCGCCGGCGCUCGGCCCCGGGGCGCCGCAGCGGGACUGUCCUCCGGGGCCGCCACGAGCGACAGGGCAGUAUUGUAGUUUAUUUGGAACAGAAAUUUAGUAUAAAAAUAGAGUAUUUUCAUGUGUUAGAUGUGUGUAAAUACGCUAUCUUCUCUAAGAAAUUAUAUUGCUCCAAGAACGUUUUCUUAAGCUGAAUGUUCUCGUCCUGGAUAUGAGUAGCUCACAGCCCGGGGAGGAAGGAGCGAGGCCGGAAGCGAUGCCGCUGCUUGCCUGCAAGGAGGAAGCCAACUGAUGCCCAAGCCCGGCGCAGCCUCCGCAGGGCUUUUCCCAGGUGUCGUGCUCGUCUCGCUCUUGGGAGCGUUGCAGGCGCCUGCCCGGUUCCCUGCUGUUCGUGCUCUCCCUCCGGGUUCAUUUUGUUGUUGUUCGUUUGUCUGUCCCACGCACGGAAGCUGAGACCUGUCGCCUUGUCCUUCCGGGGCUCCUUCGAGUCACCCCUGUCAGUCUCCAGAGGGGAGGCAAGUGCGGAAAGGCUCCAACACUGGAACUGCCUGGGAAGCUCCUGCUGAAGCUGCGGAGAUGGGGAACAACGGGGGGCUCCGGGCUUUGUCCCUCGUCCCCCUGCACAUCCUGAAGACCCCUCCUCACAACCGCCCCACCGCCAGUGGGUGUCGUGGGUGACUUUUUUCUUUUCCUUAGUGUGUAUAUAUAUGUAUGUUGAGGAAUUUGGUGAGAUGCACCAAAUUCUUGCUGUACUUGAGCAGAAUCACUGCUGUGGAGCCACACACGCCGAUGUUGCUGUGCUACUGAACUGUCCCAGCCCGUUUCGAAAUGCUGGCAGGUUACGAGUCUUCCUCUAUCCUGCAGCAUAAGUGUUCCUAGCAAGUGUAGGGGCUUUCACUACUACUCUUUUUU